This is a messenger RNA of Seriola dumerili (greater amberjack), 716 nucleotides long. RefSeq names its product cytochrome c oxidase assembly factor 5. Gene Ontology annotation, cellular component: mitochondrion. The record is from RefSeq and is a predicted model, not a curated record. The transcript is spliced from 3 exons. The coding region runs from base 123 to 350 and encodes 75 amino acids. NCBI's taxonomy places the organism in Eukaryota, Metazoa, Chordata, Actinopteri, Carangiformes, Carangidae. Gene Ontology annotation, biological process: mitochondrial respiratory chain complex IV assembly.
UCCCGAAACAUGGCGGCUGAGUCUACACAACAAGACUUAUGUCAUUGCGGGUAACUGGCCGGUUCUUUGCACUUGUGAGUAUAUAAUUAAGGCCACAGUGGUGUUAGAGUGGAGUCUGCACAAUGCCGAAAUAUUACGAGGAUAAAGAGCCGGAUAACAGAGCCUGCGCCGGUAUCAGAGAGGACUUUAAGGCAUGUCUCCUUCAGCACGAAUGCGUUGUAAAGGAGGGGAAGCUGCCCAGUCAGUGUUUGAAGGAAGGCCACUGCAAAGCCCUGCAGACAUCAUUCUUUGAGUGCAAGAGGUCAUUGCUGGACACAAGGUCAAGAUUUAGAGGAAGGAAAGGAUAUUGAGGAACCAACUGAAUGCUGAUGCUGCAGUAUGGCUGAGUAAAUACUGGAUGAACUGUAAAUACUUGGAGUGAUUUAAAUCAAAAGGCACUGUUCAUGGGUUGGGUGUGUGCAGCUCAAAAAACUAAUCUGAAAGACAUAAUUAUAAUUUCAAAGAAAGUGGGUAGCAAAUGACAACCAAACAUGAAAGAACAGUGCACCAUGACAUUGGAAAGGAUUACCAACUCGUCAGUAAAAUGCAGUGCUGGGAAAAAAAAAAAAGACUGGAGCUUCAAGCAUCUUGAUUCCUUCAAAGGAAAAUGUAAUGUAUUAUUUUGGAUGAAUGAGUGUGUGUUUUAUGAUAUGGAAAAUGGUUAAAUAAAUAAAACA